Messenger RNA from Scatophagus argus, 2573 nucleotides. RefSeq names its product septin-7. The record is from RefSeq and is a predicted model, not a curated record. Gene Ontology annotation, biological process: cytoskeleton-dependent cytokinesis; cilium assembly. Gene Ontology annotation, molecular function: molecular adaptor activity; GTP binding; GTPase activity. The transcript has 15 exons. NCBI's taxonomy places the organism in Eukaryota, Metazoa, Chordata, Actinopteri, Scatophagidae. Gene Ontology annotation, cellular component: septin ring; microtubule cytoskeleton; cell division site. Bases 103 to 1431 code for a protein of 442 amino acids.
UUCUUGCGUCAAUGACAUACCAUUGCGCCCAAUAAUAUGCGUAUCGUACUAGGUUCAACUGCUAGUAGUCUGCGGAGUUGAGUGCUGAGUUUGAGAGAGGGAAUGUCAAGCAGAGAAACAUUGGUUAGUGAAGCAGACGGGAACGGCGGCAUAAUGGCUCAACAGAAGAACCUAGAGGGAUAUGUGGGCUUUGCAAAUCUUCCCAACCAAGUUUACAGAAAAUCCGUGAAAAGAGGUUUCGAGUUCACACUCAUGGUUGUGGGAGAAUCUGGUCUGGGGAAGUCGACGCUGAUCAACUCACUCUUUCUAACAGAUCUGUACUCCCCUGAUUACCCAGGUCCUUCGCAUAGAAUUAAAAAAACUGUACAGGUGGAACAGUCUAAGGUUCUGAUAAAGGAAGGAGGAGUGCAGCUUCUGCUCACCAUCGUUGAUACCCCCGGCUUUGGUGAUGCAGUUGACAACAGUAACUGCUGGCAACCGGUCAUUGAUUACAUCGACAGUAAGUUUGAGGAUUACCUCAACGCAGAGUCCCGGGUCAACAGACGGCAAAUGCCAGACAACAGAGUGCAGUGCUGCCUGUAUUUCAUCGCUCCUUCUGGGCAUGGACUGAAGCCCCUCGAUAUUGAGUUCAUGAAACGGUUACAUGAAAAAGUAAACAUCAUCCCCCUCAUCGCCAAAGCUGACACAAUGACUCCUGAGGAGUGUCAACAGUUCAAGAAACAGAUCAUGAAAGAAAUCCAGGAGCACAAAAUCAAAAUCUACGAAUUCCCAGAGACAGAUGAUGAAGAGGAGAUGAAGAUGGUCAGGAAAAUCAAGGAUCGUUUACCCCUGGCUGUAGUCGGUAGCAACACCAUUAUCGAGGUCAACGGAAAGCGAGUGCGCGGGAGGCAGUACCCCUGGGGUGUGGCUGAAGUGGAAAACGGGGAGCACUGUGAUUUCACAAUCCUCCGGAACAUGCUCAUCAGGACCCACAUGCAGGACCUGAAGGAUGUGACGAACAACGUGCACUAUGAAAACUAUCGUAGCAGGAAACUUGCUGCGGUCACCUACAAUGGUGUGGACAACAAUAAGAACAAGGGACAGCUAACAAAACCUGAGACGGCUGAAGGCAUGAGUCCUCUCGCCCAGAUGGAAGAAGAACGGCGGGAACAUGUAUCCAAGAUGAAAAAGAUGGAACAAGAAAUGGAACAAGUGUUUGAGAUGAAGGUCAAAGAGAAGCUCCAGAAGCUCAGAGACUCUGAGGCUGAGCUCCAAAGGCGUCAUGAGCAAAUGAAAAAGAAUCUGGAGGCCCAGCACAAAGAACUGGAAGAAAAACGUCGCCAACACGAGGAGGAGAAGGCCAGCUGGGAGACCCAGCAGAGGAUUCUGGAACAGCAGAAACUAGACGCCUCCAGGACCUUGGAAAAGAACAAAAAGAAGAAGAUAUUUUAAUAACUCUGGAGUACCUUCCUGAUAUUACAGUGUAUAAUUCUUUUUUGUUUGUUUUUUUUUUUUGUUUUUUUGCCAAUCUGCCAGCCUUGAUUGUCAGAACUUCUGCCAAUAAACCACAUCCGCUGUUCGACCAUAUUACUGUGUAAUAAUUAUGUGAAAGCCAGGGGGCAGUAUUGUCUUAACUCUGAAUUUAACCAAUUGCUUUCUGCUCAUCAUUAUGUUCUUUCUCCAAAAACUGUUAUUACUUCUGUAUUGGUUCACCACACAGUCCUGUUUUGGGUCAUAAAAACAAGUAUAUUUCGGUAAAAAAAAACAAACAAAAAACCAUAUAUUCCUUUCAUAACAAACUGAAGGGCAAAGUUCAGAGUUCGGUCAAAAUCUUUCCUCUUUUCUUCUACUAUGAGAAUGUUUGAUGCCGCACUGUUGUGUGCUGCAUCCUUUUGAUGCCAAAAAACCAAACAAACAGGUCAGCCUUUCUCUUCCUGCACAUUGGCAGACAGCGUCGGGCUGAAGCUCACCUCAGGCACUGUUUUUUUGUUUUGUUUUGUUUUGGUUUUUUUUAAUGCAUCGUUCAUUUCACUUAUUUAGGUGUCACAUUUAAUUUCCUCCCAAGAUGUUAUGUUCUUCCAUUCUUUAAUGUAAAUUGUAUAACCAUAACCUGCAGUGUUUAAUGUCAAAUGUGUAACAUUUUCUUACUUUUUGUUCAUUUCUUCUUUUGUUUUUUGUACUGACCCUGGCAUAAAAAUUGUGUUAAUUAGUUUUCCAGCCCUGCUCUUGGAAACCAAACAUGGAUUCCUGACUUCACUCACACUGAGUGUAAUGGUGUAAAGAAAUUGCUCUUGAAGUGCUUUUAGUUGAAUUUAUUUGAACUUCUUGUGCAGAUUCUAUAUAAAAAUGUUUUUCAACAGAAUCAAAAUUUUUCCAGGAGCAGGAUGGGGAAGGUUUGUGUUGGAUUUUGGUGUAUGAGAAAGCUGGAGCUGAGAUGCUUCAGUCAACCAGACAGCGGUCAACAUAAUAACUGUACCAAAAUGGCUUUCUGUAUGUCACAUUUAGCACUGCUGGUGUAUUGCAUCUGUAUUUUGUAAUGUCUUGUUUUUAUUUGUACAAAGUCACAUAAUAAAAUUGUGAUGGGGAAAAAAGCA